GGGAUCCCAAAUCCCCAUUUUUCUCCUGCGCUUUGUCACAUAACUUAGGGCUGCAGCAGGUGCACAUACAUGCCUUAGGCCAGUGGUUUUCAGUCUUUCUACAUCUGAGGCAGCCCUCCAUAAACUCUUGAAUUUGGCAGUGCUCCAUUUCAAAACCUAACUUCAUUUACAUUUUUUUACUUCUGAAAAUAAAGCAAUUAAUCUGUUGCAAAAAACUCAAGUCACGGCAGGUCAGAGGGCUUGUGGCGCUAUGGCCACCUGUUUGAAAUAUCUGAAUUUGUGUUGUGAAUCAUGUGUAGGUGUUUGCACAUCUAAGGAUGCUAAUAUUGCCAAACACCCUGAAAAUGAUUGUGUGGCACCCUGGUUUUGCUUUAAGUACUUCAGCUGUCUUUUUCUGGGUACAGGUUCAUUCUUCUCUAUCGAGAUGUGGCUGGAGGAAUAGGACCUGGUGAUGAUAUCUGUCAUUAAAGUAAUAAACCAUUGGUUAUGGUGCUUUCUCAGGAAGUGAGAGACCUAAAUUGUAGGUAGUUCUCAUCCUAGGGGAGUUGGGGCAUGGGUUUUAAGACUGGGCCUUAAUUGUCAGGCUAGAGGGAAAGCUAGGUUUGGACAGCCUCUGCCUCUCUUGAAGCUGGGCCAGAGAGAAAAUAAUCAACAUGGAGCCUGCAUGUGUCCCAUGGAUCAAGCUUUGAUUAGUCUGUCCUUUGGAGGGGCAGUUGGACUAAUGUUUCUGAUGCUUGGAUGUGCCCUUCCUCAGUAUAGCAAAUAUUGGCCAUUGUUUGUUCUGUUUUUUUACAUCCUUUCUCCUAUUCCAUACUGCAUAGCAAGAAGAGUAGUAGAUGACACAGAUGCUGCAAGUAAUGCCUGCAAGGAGCUAGCAAUAUUUCUUACAACAGGCAUUGUUGUCUCAGCAUUUGGGCUCCCUAUAGUAUUUGCCAGAGCAGAAUUGAUUUUAUGGGGUGCAUGUGCACUUGUCCUCACAGGGAAUACAGUCAUUUUUGCCACCAUCCUAGGAUUUUUCUUGGUCUUUGGCAGCAAUGACGACUUCAGCUGGCAGCAGUGGUGAGAGGAGUUUAGCAGAGAACUGUCAUAGACAUCUUGUCAUUCAGUGGCCAUCCAUACAAGUGAGAGAAUGGGCAAUAAAGAGAAGUAGCAUAGCAAGCCUUUGGGAGUAUUUUAGAUGCUCCUUUUCACCUUGUUUGUUGUAAGUGUACUAUUUCUUCUGGUUUGCUAAUGGAUUUCAAGGUUUUUAUUAUGUGGAAAGACGCUUUGUUUUUAUUUGUCUAUAGUAUGUUUUUAGUAUCUCUUGACUUAAAUUUAUAAUUAUUCCUAUUCUGUUUUAUGGUUAUGCAACAUUUAAAUGCUGGAACAAGAAUGUUUAAAUGUGUUUUGGGUUAAAAGUUUAUUUUAAAAACAACAGUGAUAUCAAGUUAAAGAUAACAUGUAUCUUUUAUUUUUGACCACGGUGACUAAAAUAUGAUGCAUAAAGGAUAUAAGUUAAGCAAUCAUGUAACCAACAUGGCACCAUUCUCAGUUAGCAGAAACGGUGGUGGUGGUUGUAUUUUGGUGGCAUUAGGGAAGGAAAGGAAGAAUCACUUGCAGGCUUUUUUUUUUCUGCUGCUCAGACCUCAUUAAGGCUGAAGAAUGUUGAUGCUGUUAACUUGAGGAUUGGGUGACUGCUCUGCCUAUAAGCAGAGUUAUUUUCUGGGAUUUCAAAAUGUAAACACCUUUGAAAGGAGCACUUUCCCCUGUCCUGUUCUCUGCUCUUGUGUGGAUGUGACCGACAAAUGGUCUAUGAGUUUUAUUUAAUUUUGAUGCUAUAAAAUGCAAAACCAAAUGCAUUGUGGGGGAAGGACAACUGACACUUAAAUUCCAUUUUUAAGACCUCUUUUAAUGUUUCUAUAUAUAAGUAUUGUACAUUUUGGUCUGUGUCAACUCUUCACAUUUUACCGAAGGGAAGGUAAAACGUUCAUUUAUGGAACUACUGAUGUAUGUUAGUUUGCAGCAUAUAUGAAACAAUAUUUCCCGCUUCCCUUUUUUAAUUUAUUUUAUACAUAGUAUAUAUUGAGUAAAAUGGCUUUUCAAGUGUAGAUUAACACUUAAACCAUAGGUAUUUAGCCUACCUUACGAAGAUUGAUUGCUAUACUAAUAUGUAGUAUAGUCAAAGCAUUAGUUUCUCCAAGUCUGACUGAAAUGUCAGUGACUUUGUCUUUCAGUUCAUGCAUUAUCUGUUAACAAGACAAUGUUAUGUCAAUAAGUGUAUUUCUUGUUCUGUAAGGUUAUAUUACAUGUAGUUUUCAAUAUUUAAAGCAAGUUUUCUGCAUACCUCUCACCUGUCUGUUUUUUAAUUGAUUGUGGAUUUUAUUCUGACUUUUCAUUGUGGUGCACAAUGAAUGAAUGCAGAUCAGUCAGAUUUUACUGUAAUUGAUGCAACAGUAAACCUGACCAGAAAGGCUUCUGACUUAUUUUUCAAAAGAGUAGCAAGCCAGCUAUGCGUGCAUGAUAAAAACUGGUGACCUAACUUACGGGUGCAGCAGUAUGAAAAGUCCACUUUAAGGAGGUUUGCCUGUAUUUUGUUUGAAAAGAGAUUAAUUGAUAUGUAUAGAUGUAAACAAAACAUUAAGCUCUGUGACAUCUGAUAAUCAUAGUAGUUACACACAUGUUCAGGGAAUUGAUUUCUGUAUGGAGACGUGAAAGAUUGGGUGGCACAGGUGUGUACCUGUUUGUUAAAACCACACAAUAUUAACAGUGAGAACUGAGCAGUUCUACCCCUAGCACAACAUGAAUAGAAGAACAUCAGAAUGAGGGUGCAGAGCAUUUCAGCCACCUGCAAAGGUUCACCAGAAACCUGUGGAGAUUUUGAGAAGUGCCUGAGGGAUUUAGAAGCAUAAAUGUUAUGACUUUCAGUGGGACUUGUCCAUCUAAGUAGUUGGGUCCUUUUGAAAAUCUCUUAAACCAGUGGCUAAAUGUAUAGCCUUAGGCUUCACAAAGAGAGUAGUAGCCUCAGAGUCCUUUAAUGACCUGACCAGUUGCCAAGGUGGUUUCUAAUUUUUUUGGCACUGUUCCCAUGUAACUUUCUAAUUAAUGUAUUGCCCUGCUACUGUUCUACCCACUUGGCUAAGAAAUCUUUUAUGUUUAACAGCUAUGUAUGUUCCUGUGUGUUAAUCUUGUUCACAGCAUUGUGUUCUUGAUCUGGCACACUUUAGACAUAAUGCUCUCUCUUACUUCCAGUGUAGACACUUGAGAGGUAUGACUUUUCCAUAUAAUAUGCACUGAAAUAGCAUUGCCAUCCUUCUAUAGAAAAAACUUUUGAUGAAACAAUAAAACAUUUUAAAUAUCAGCUUCA
Molecule: messenger RNA, 3343 nt
Organism: Gavialis gangeticus (Gharial)
Lineage: Eukaryota; Metazoa; Chordata; Crocodylia; Gavialidae
Gene: LEPROTL1
Product: leptin receptor overlapping transcript-like 1
Exons: 4
Coding region: 665-1063 (132 amino acids)
Biological process (GO): negative regulation of growth hormone receptor signaling pathway; late endosome to vacuole transport via multivesicular body sorting pathway
Cellular component (GO): endosome
Source: RefSeq, a predicted model, not a curated record